Molecule: messenger RNA, 1625 nt
Organism: Gossypium raimondii (Peruvian cotton)
Lineage: Eukaryota; Viridiplantae; Streptophyta; Magnoliopsida; Malvales; Malvaceae
Product: disease resistance protein RPV1-like
Exons: 2
Coding region: 155-1369 (404 amino acids)
Biological process (GO): signal transduction; defense response
Molecular function (GO): ADP binding
Source: RefSeq, a predicted model, not a curated record
CCAACUCUCACCUUCUUGGAAACAACAUCCAUCGCUCAUCUUUGACCCCUAUGCUCAUAUACUUACUUUUUCUAGUUUCUUUGUGGAUAUUGGGCGAUCUAUUAUCUGAUUUUGAACACCAGAUUGAGAUAUUCUUCUCCUUUCAUACAUCCUCAUGUUGUCCUUACCAUCAACUUCUUCCUCCAUUUCUAAAAAGAAAUAUGAUGUUUUCUUGAGUUUUAGAGGUGAAGUUACUCGCAAAAACUUCACCGAUCAUCUCUAUGCUGCUCUAAAGAGGAGUGGGAUCGUCACUUUCAGGGAUGAUCCAAAGCUGGAGGCCGGCGAAGAGAUCGCGCCAGAACUCUUUAAAGCAAUUCAGCAAUCAAGGUGCUCGGUAAUCGUUUUUUCACAAACUUAUGCCUUUUCAAGUUGGUGCUUGGAGGAGCUUGCUGAGAUUGUUAAACAACAUAACAACGACGGCCAUAAAGUGUUUCCAAUUUUUUACGAUGUUGAUCCAUCUGAUUUAAGAAAACAAAAAGGGAAAGUGGAAGAAGCCUUUGCCAGACAUGAAGAGAGAUACAAAGAAGAAAGUGAGAAGAUCCAAAGGUGGCAAAAUGCUUUAAUUCAAGUGGCUGCAAUCGAGGGAUGGCAUUUAAAUAACAGGCAUGAAUCAGAAUUUAUUAGAGACAUUGUUAUGAAGAUAUCAGCAAAACUAUGUCAGACAUAUCCAGUUACUCAUAGCGACUUGGUUGGUAUUAUUGAACGCUUGGAGGAUUUGUAUUUAAAAAUAAACAUUGGGGAAGAUGAUGUCCGCGUUAUAGGAAUUAGCGGAAUGGGUGGCAUCGGUAAAACGACACUCGCAAGAGUUGCUUACACUCAAAUGUCACCUCAUUUUGAAGGUAAAAGCUUUAUUGCUGAUAUUCGAGAAGUUUCAGACAAAUGCGGACUAGUUUCUUUACAGAAACAACUUCUUUCACAGAUCUUUCAUGGUGAAUGCUUCAACUUCUUUGAUGUUCAUGAAGGGAGUGACAUAAUUAGCCAUGGGUUGUCUCACAAAAAGGUUCUUGUUGUUCUUGAUAAUGUUGAUAACAUACAACACUUAAAAUGCUUGGCUGGAAGGCACGAUUGGUUCGGAUUAGGAAGUAGAAUCGUUGUAACAACAAGAGAAGAACAUCUGCUUCGAUCUUGGCCAGUUGAUGAUAUGUAUGAGCCCACAACAUUGAAUCCCAAAGAUGCGCUUCAACUUUUCAGUCUGAAAGCUUUUCAUAGUGAUACACUGCAGAAAGAUGAUUUCAUUGAGCUUUCUAAACAUGUUGUAAAUUAUGCUGGUGGACUCCCUUUAGCUCUUGAAGUUUUGGGUUCCUUUUUGUGCGGUAGAGAUGCGACUUAAUGGAGAAGUGCGAUUGAAAGACUUAAAAGAGAUUCUAAUAAAGAAAUUCUCGAUAAACUUCGAAUCAGUUUUGAUGGACUGGAAGAAAGGGAGAAGAAUAUAUUUUUAGAUAUAGCAUGCUUCUUCUAUGGGGAGAGGAAAGAUUUUGUAAUCAAAGUAUUAGAUGGUUGUGAGUUUAUUCUUGAUAUCGAAAUUGAUGUUCUCAUUAAAAAUCUCUUGUAAAAGUCGAAAAAUACAACAGAUAUUUGAACAUGCA